AUGGCUCGUUUAGCUAAUAAUCCGGCCGUAUCCCGGGUUCUUUCUGGGAAUACGAAGCCAACAACGCAAGCAACUGCAGGAGUCACAACGAACUCCAUUGAACUGGAUUUUGUGAAAAGGCGCUUCCUUCAGCAGAAUAAAGUGUUAGCCACUAAGAAUUCAGAGCUCAUGGCAAGAAUUAGUAAGUUGGAGGACCAAUUGGCAUCUGCUCAGAGCGAAAAUCUUUCUCUACGAAAUGCUGAGGUCAAGAUGAGGGAUCAUUAUGGGAAAAGUUUAGACUCGCUGGAAAUAGAUGUCAUAGAGAAGUUUGAGAGUAUACUCUCACAGAUAAAUCGCAUGCGCCGCGAACUAUCAGUUAGUGAGACUAUAGCCGAAAGCCGACUAAGAGAACUAAAAGAGGCAAAGAUACAGGAAAUCAGAAAUCGAGAACAGCAAAACACAGAACGUUGGAAACGACGGAGAAGAAGCCUUUCGAUACGAGCAGAAACCAUUGACCCGCAAACGCCUGUCGUGAUCUCGACUCCUGAGCCGGAGCGCCCAGUUGUUAAUGAUCUCUGCACACCAGCUGCUGUUGACACCGGAAACGCUGCCCAUAAGGAGAUGGUCGAUAUAUCUGGACCUUCAGAUGUUGGAGAGGUUGUGCGUGAACAGUUGACACAUUGUCCACCUGCAGACACAAAUGUCUCUCCUGAGCUUCUAGCAACCCCUCCCCAAUCCAAAGGAAGAGAGACGAAAGCCAUCGAAAUUCAGAGCCGAUCUCCGGAAGAUCUCCCGAAACCAAAACGCCCAACAAUUUACCAAGACAAUGUCGACCCGCUCUCUAUGCCCACUCGUGCAAACAAGCGUAAAUCCUUUUCGCCUCACCACACAGUUCACAAGCUGCGACGGAAGUCUAUUAUUGGAGAAUCUUCAGACGCCAAAUCACGGCGUGCAACCAUUAUAGGAGUCAGAAGAAGCCGCAAAACGCAAAGAGAAACCUUGUCGCAAGUUGAUUUGAAUGUGCUUGCUCAAUCGCAGAAUCGGGAGGAAACCCCGGCAGAUUCAGUUUUCGAUUUUAUGGAGACCACUGUUAAUCUUCCGUCGCACAGCUAGAGGUAUAGAGGAGAUUAAUUAAUGCGCUACACACUCAUAUGCAUCUUAAUUGGACCAUAUGGUUCGUAGUCCUUCACUUCAAAGUCUUCAAAUCUGAAAUCAUCGAUGGAGGUUACUUUUCUAUUGAUAUUCAGUGUUGGAAAUGCACGUGGGGUCCGCUUGAGCUGUUCCUUGAGGGCAUCGACAUGAUCGCAAUACACGUGAGAGUCGCCCAUGGUAUGAAUAAACUCUCCUGGCUCCAUAUUCACGACAUGUGAGAUCAUAUGAGUCAGAAGCGCGUAGGAGGCUAUAUUAAAUGGAACGCCGAGACCCAUGUCACAGGACCGCUGGUACAUGAUGCAACUAAGCUGCGGUUUGGAGUUUUUGGGGAAACUAACAUAAAACUGACAGAAAACAUGGCAUGGUGGAAGAGCCAUGUCCUUGAAAGCCGGAGGAUUCCAUGCGCUCAAAAUAAUUCUUCUAUCGUAGGGGUUGGUUCUCAAAGUAUCAAUGAUUUUGGCCAGCUGAUCGUAACCUUUGCCUGUGUAGUCUGUAUCGGCGUCGACAUAUUCUGCCCCAAAGUGUCUCCAUUGGAAGCCGUAAACUGGACCGAGAUCUCCUUCCCGCCUGUGUGUCAGGCCGAGCGAGUCAAGAUACUCUCUAGAUCCAUUUCCUUCCCAUAUUUUGACGCCCUUCUCGGUCAGUUUCUUGGCAUCUGUCUCUCCAGCAAUAAACCAGAGAAGUUCGUGAAGGAUACCUUUGAAAAACACCUUUUUGGUUGUCAAUAGAGGGAGUUUGUUGUCUUUCAGUGAGAAACGCAGCUGCGGAGGGGCAAAAAUAGAGUAAGUACCGGUACCAGUACGAUCUGGACGGUGUUCUCCUUCGCUGAUGAUGCGCUGGCACAGA
Molecule: messenger RNA, 1977 nt
Organism: Ogataea polymorpha
Lineage: Eukaryota; Fungi; Ascomycota; Pichiomycetes; Pichiales; Pichiaceae
Exons: 2
Coding region: 1-1092 (363 amino acids)
Source: RefSeq, a predicted model, not a curated record